UAAAAAAAAAACAGCGGCGCUCGUCUUCGUGUUCGUAGCUCGCUGAUAAAAUAAAUAAUUUAAAAUAGUAUUAUAAAAACUGUUGACCUUAUAUCAUGGUGUUUUAAGAGAAUAAUUAAUAACAAUCAAAUAAACAACGCAGUUAAUUUAAAUUAGUGAAAAUGAAGAAUCCUCGUUCAGAUUUGUGUUCAAGAUACAUUACAAUAUUUAUUGUUGUUUCUUGUUACUGGGUUGUGUCAAUAGCAACAGUAUUCGUAAAUAAGACAUUGCUGAGCAGCCAGGAGGUUGCAUUAGAAGCUCCAUUGUUUAUAACAUGGUUCCAAUGCAUUGUGUCCUUUAGUAUUUGCUAUUCAUUAAGCCGAACUGGCGGUAUCCCUGGUGUCUUCACAUUCCCUAAAGGUACACCAUGGAAUUUGGAUGUCAUGAAGCGAGUUAUCCCUCUUUCAUUAAUGUUCACAUUGAUGAUAGCAACAAAUAACCUGUGUCUGAAGUAUGUGGGAGUUCCAUUCUACUACAUUGGAAGAUCUCUAACCACUGUAUUUAAUGUGGUGUUCAGUUGGGUGCUUCUUGGUCAAAGGACUUCUUACAGAUGUAUUUUCUGUUGUGGUCUUAUUAUAUUUGGAUUUUAUCUUGGAGUAGACCAGGAGAAUUUAUUAGGUUCAUUUUCUUUAAUAGGUACAAUGUAUGGAGUGAUAGGAUCUCUUAUGCUUUCUCUCUACUCAAUUUAUACCAAGAAGGUUUUACCCAGUGUAAACCAAGAAGUUUGGUUGCUAUCCUUUUAUAAUAAUGCCUACUCCAUUUUCCUAUUCUUGCCACUAAUUGUAAUAAACGGCGAAGUCUCUGUGUUACUGAGUUACACCAAUUUUACUAGUGGAUAUUUUUGGAUACAAAUGGUCAUUGGUGGGCUGUGCGGAUUUGCUAUUGGAUACUUUACGUCGUUGCAGAUAAAGGUUACUUCUCCACUAACACACAACAUAUCAGGUACUGCUAAAGCGUGCGCCCAAACAGUCCUAGCAACGCAGUGGUACAAUGAAACCAAAAACGUCCUCUGGUGGACUUCCAACAUCAUAGUCCUAUUCAGCAGCGCCCUCUACGCACGAUUCAAACAACAAGAAAUGGAGGAGAAUUCCCGGAAACCAGUACCCGAAGAAAAACAGAGCUUAGUGCAUGCAGACGAGCUGUCUGAAAAUCUAAAAUCGCAAGACACAGUGAUCUUUGUUCCAAAUGAGACAGUAGGUAAACAUGUAUAGGCGUUGAUGGCCAAGUCAAAGAACAUCAGCCCUUAAUAACACCUAUAUGUACUGUGUUUUCCAUUAGUAAGUAAACUGUGUUGUGUCUUUAAUCAUUUUUGUUUGUGCAUAUAUCAUGUCUUUGUCUGUUGGGGGCAAAAAUAUACACAAUUUUAUGUUUUUCAUUAUUAUUAUUAGCACGGGCCAGAUUUUGUUUAACAUU
This is a messenger RNA of Spodoptera frugiperda (fall armyworm), 1452 nucleotides long. RefSeq names its product GDP-fucose transporter 1 (gene nac). The transcript has 6 exons. NCBI's taxonomy places the organism in Eukaryota, Metazoa, Arthropoda, Insecta, Lepidoptera, Noctuidae. Gene Ontology annotation, molecular function: antiporter activity. Bases 162 to 1250 code for a protein of 362 amino acids. Gene Ontology annotation, cellular component: Golgi apparatus. Gene Ontology annotation, biological process: protein O-linked glycosylation via fucose; GDP-fucose import into Golgi lumen. The record is from RefSeq and is a predicted model, not a curated record.